This is a messenger RNA of Sceloporus undulatus (fence lizard), 3594 nucleotides long. RefSeq names its product occludin-like. NCBI's taxonomy places the organism in Eukaryota, Metazoa, Chordata, Lepidosauria, Squamata, Phrynosomatidae. The transcript is spliced from 8 exons. Gene Ontology annotation, biological process: snRNA transcription by RNA polymerase II; bicellular tight junction assembly; positive regulation of transcription elongation by RNA polymerase II. The record is from RefSeq and is a predicted model, not a curated record. Bases 1520 to 3058 code for a protein of 512 amino acids. Gene Ontology annotation, molecular function: cis-regulatory region sequence-specific DNA binding. Gene Ontology annotation, cellular component: membrane; transcription elongation factor complex; bicellular tight junction.
GGGAGGAAGAGAGGGAAACUCGGACAUUUUAAAAGCAGCUGAAAAGUGGGAUGGUGGAGGAUUAAUUGGGAUUCUCCCUGCCAUAUUGGGACUGUCAUAGUGUAUGUGGAGGGAGGUUGCACUGUAACCAGUACUUCACACUGCCUCUCAUCCUCAUUCCUGCCCUUUGGAGGAAAGAGUGUUAUAAACAUUAUUAUUCUUGUUUCCUCCCAUCCAUUAACCUCUAACUUUAGGACAUGGAAAAUUUAGUCUAACUUUAUUGCUUCUAGCCAGAAGGUGGAUGUAAAGCAGAGUGGAGGGUGAGUCCUGGCACUACAGCAUCUGGGAAAGAGAAGAGGAAAGUGCAAAUGCAUAGACCCCACUACAGAGUUGCAAGUUGUAUCAACAAAUCUAUUAAUCCUUGGAAACAGUAGCAAAUUAAUGUUUUCCUAGACGAGGUGUAGGUUUGCACCUGACCCUUUCCUCUUGCUGAGCCCAGCAAAGGUGGUGGAUUUGCAUGUAGGUGACCCAUGGAAACUGGAGACUCGGGACCAGAGAUCUGGCAACUCUGCUAAGUAUUGCGCCAUUGCCACAGGUGGCUCCAUGUUAAUCCUCCAUUUGACGCAACUCCACUGCCCCUCUCUCUGUUGUGGUUGUGUAGGCCUCUCAGGAGCCAAAGGUUUGGGGAUUAAAAGCUUAGGAUCUAGUUUGUAGUUCUCCUAGUUUUUAAUUUUUUUAAGUUUGGAGUGGUGGCUUGGUACAUCUCAGCUGGUGCUUUCGGCUCAAACGAUUGGCAUCAAGCCGUAGGGCAUUUUUCUGGAAACAGCAACAACGACAAAAAUGGGUUGGUUUCCCAAAAUGUCUGUUCGGAUUUUGUCCACCAGGUUAAGAAAGCGGAAUGGGACGGCAGAGGUCAGGCCGCCGAGGGUUUAAGCAAAAGGUGGCCGCUUUUGCGGAAUGGAAUUGGCAUUCAGGGGGAAAGAGUCUGGUAGUGAAAAAAGAGGGAGAGAUUUAAAUCCUCUUUUUGCUUGCCAGGCCUUUGUGAGUGUGCUUUUCCGUACCAACCUCCUGCAAUCUAGAAAGUUGGCUCCGGCGGAAGGGAGGCGGAAGAAGGCCUCUGUGUGUGUGUGUUUUGUGUUCACAUGCCCAGAUUUAAUGAUUAGGUUUGGCUAGCAAUCAUUAAUCCUCCAACGGCUGUUUUAAAGGGAACAGGGAAAGGUGUGCAGGGGAAAAACAAAGAUCGCAAAGGUGUGUAUAUUUCGGAGAGAGGGAGGGGAAAUCCACUUGAGCCAAAGCCUUUGGAUCCGAACAGCGUAAUCCAUUGACAGCUCCAAAACUGGAGAGGAAAACAGGUUCCUGCUAUGACUCCUCAUUGCAACCUUUAAAAUAACGGAGAAUUGUGUGGGAAGGGGAUUGACAACCCCUUCGGGUGGAAGGCCAAAGCAAGGACAAGUCAAGCCGUCUGCACCCACAGUGGGUGGCAUCCGCUCCGUCUAUGAAUCCAUCCAUUCACGGUGUGGAGCGCCUGCUUCUCUGAAGCAUGUAUAACAGCAAGAAGCCAUACGAGGGGGCACCCGCUGGUUAUGGCCCCCCUGAAGAUGACUAUGGGUACGGCAUCCACUCUCCUGCCCCUGGUUCCUACUAUGUGGAAGACGUGCCCCAGCAUUUCUACAAAUGGAACUCUCCUCCGGGCAUCGUACGGAUCUUGGAGGGCAUUGGGAUCUUCCUCUGCGUGGCCAUCUUUGCCUGUGUGGCCUCCACCUUGGCCUGGGAAUACGGCUACGGCUACGGUGGGAUGUACGGAGGAAACAUGGGCAAUUUUUACGGGAGCGGAUAUUAUGGGAACAGUUAUUAUGGGAGCGGUUAUUACGGAGGCGGCCUCGGAGGCUACUACGGGGGAAUGAUGAACCCCCGCUCGGCCAACGGGUUCAUGAUCGCCAUGUCGGUGCUGUGUUUUAUCGCCCUCCUGGCUCUCGCCAUCACUAGCCUGACCAAGUCGAGCGGAUCGCGCUCCCGCCGGUUCUACCUGGUGGUCCUCAUCCUGUGCGCCAUCCUGGCCUUCAUCAUGCUCAUCGCCUCCAUCGUCUACGUCAUGGGAGUCAACCCCCGGGCCCAGAUGUCAGGCAGCUACUACUACAACACCAACCCUAUGCUGGCCAUGUGCAACCAGAUCUACACCACCGGGGCCUACUUCAACCAGUACCUCUACCACUAUUGCAUCGUCGACCCGCAGGAGGCCAUUGCUAUUGUCUGUGGUUUCCUCCUGGUCAUCCUCCUCUGCAUCAUUUGCUUCUUCGCUCACAAAACCCGCCAGAAAAUUUGGAGAUACGGGCAACCCAACAUUUACUGGGACAGACCACCGGCAUUUCAGGAGGGCCCCAACGUGGAGGAAUGGGUGAAGAACGUGAACGGCGGAGUGAGCAGCCAUGACGAAACAGCCACCUUGGCCUACUCAGAAAAGCCCACAAGCCCCGCCAACGCCUUGGCCAGCUCUUACGACUACCGGCCCCCUGAAAAUGGCUACUAUGCCCCAGAAAAGCCAAGCAGCCCACCGUUCCAGACACCCACAGAUGGCAAGCCCGACCGGACCUUUAGCACCAGCACUUUGGAAGAGAAGCCCAGCCGGGAAAGCGCCAGCAAGCCACCCAUCCGCCGCGGGAGGCGACGCCGGAGGAACCCAGAGCUGGACGAAUCCCAGUACGAGACGGACUACACCACCGCUGUGGAGUCCAGUGACGAGCGCAACCAGGACGACUGGAGCAGCUUGUACCCUCCCAUCACAUCCGAUGACGUCCGUCAGACGUAUAAACAGGAGUUUGACACCGACCUUAAGCGUUACAAGCAGCUCUGUGCCGAAAUGGACAGUGUCAACGACCAGAUCAACCAACUCAGCAAACAGCUGGACCUCUUGGCUGAAGACAGCCUGCAGUACCAGGGGGUAGCCGAAGAAUACAACCGUCUGAAGGAUUUGAAGCGAACUCCUGACUACCAAACCAAGAAAAUGGAGACCAAAUCCUUGAGGAACAAGCUUUUCCACAUCAAGAAGAUGGUGAGCGACUACGACAAGCACAGAGGGUAAGCGGCGCCUGAGAAUCCCUGCCGCCCAAGGCAAUAUAAACAGGGGAUGGAUGGCAAGUCUUUCACCUUUCUAUCAACGCAUGACGCCCCAAAAGUGGAGGCUGGCUUUUAUUGAAACGUUCACCAAUGCAACAAACCUUUUACCCGUCGAAGUGCCAACCUCCCAGAGUGAAGACUAACUCCAGGUUGAUUCUUCUUCAACACCAGGACACUCAAUUGUGCCAAAAAAUGAAAGAAAAAGGACUUCAAGAAAGGAUCCGGGGGAAAAAAUCCAAACCUGCUGCACAGUUUCAACCCAGAGAGCUGGUUGCUUUAAUUUUUAGAGACCAAAAAGAGACAGCCUUCCUUUUUGGAACGAUAUCUUGAUAGUAUCCAUUAUCUUUCCAAUCAUCUGCGUCAUGUAAAGUUCUUCUUUUUUAAAAGCAAUUGUUUUAGGGGCCGGUCUUGUAGCCUGAACUGUCCAGAAAGUUUUAUUGCAAAGGUAUUCCCAUUUAGGUGAAGCCGUUUAGGGAAAUGCCCCCCUUCUCCGCUCUGCCU